This is a messenger RNA of Phymastichus coffea, 2873 nucleotides long. It is a transcript of the gene Unc-76, whose product is annotated as fasciculation and elongation protein zeta-2. Lineage: Eukaryota; Metazoa; Arthropoda; Insecta; Hymenoptera; Eulophidae. The transcript is spliced from 10 exons. The record is from RefSeq and is a predicted model, not a curated record. Bases 243 to 2606 code for a protein of 787 amino acids. Gene Ontology annotation, cellular component: axon; cytoplasm.
AAAGUGAGAUUAAGAUUGUCCUAUUGUGUAUCAUCUUCAUUUUCAUCUUCUGAAAAAUUUAAAUAUUUCUUCAUAUUUCGAGGAUAAAUAUUUCUAAUGUCAAAUAUUUUUAGAACAAGGUGUUCACUUUACAAACAUUUUUAUAGCAAUAAUUAAAUAUAGAAUAUGAAGUAAAUAACUAAUAAACUCUUAAAUUUUCAGAAAAAGUGAUACAGUCGUAACAUUAUCAAUAUUUGUAUUUAAUGCAAGGACGUUAUAAUAAUAGUUACAUGGAUAUAUUAUCUGAAAUUAAGAAAAUUUUGAAAACCGAUACAAAAAGAAAACGGAAGCUUAAAUAUGUUAUUAAAAAUCAUAUAUCAAUAUUAUUAAAUCCUACUAUUAAAUUACAACCAUACAUUGAAGAAGAUUGUCUUCUAUUAACAAAUAAAACAGAUGAUAGACACGAAAGCCUUAUACAAAACUUUGGUGUUGACACAAAAAUUGAAGCACAUAAAAAUUCAGAUCAAAACAAUUUUCUUAAUAUUUUCAGAAAAGAAACUAAUCAAACUAGUAAAUUUACCAAAUCGUAUAUGCCAAAGUCAUGCUAUGACAUUACAAUACAUAAGGAAGUCUCAGCAUUGCAAAAUAAAAAAUUAAACACAAGAAGCUCACUGAUAAAUCUUCUUAAUGCUGUAAAAGAACAAGAUAUUUAUUCCCUUGAGUAUUCUUUGUAUGACGAUGUAACUUUACUGGGCCAAUCGAAUACUCAAAGAAAAAUAGAAAGAAGAUUGAAACACUGUAUAGACAGUGAAAAUGAUCUAAUUGAUGAAUCUAACCAUUCAUUCAAGCCAUCUUCCUCACUUCAAAAUUCUUUUGUCACUAAUAUUUUCAAAUUUGGCUUAGUCAAUAAAGAUAGUUCAAAACAGCGAUGUGAAGCUAAUAAUGUACAAUGUCAAAUUUCAACAUUAUCUAAAUCAAUUCCUAAUAGUGAAACAUCUUCAUCGUAUAGUUAUAAUAAACAGACUAAUUUCACUUUAUCACAAAAAAUUAAAAAUACAAAAAUUCAAAAAGUACCAAAAAUAUCGGUUGACCAAUAUACCUCUGCAAUAUCAUCAGAAUCCGAUUUAUCUUCAUGUACAACGCCAAUUAUAAACACUACUGUUAAGAGUUAUUCCUAUCGUAAAACAGAGAGAAAAAUUUCCCGUUCAUUAUCACAAAGUCCAAGGAGAGUACAAGAUCACAGUUAUAGUAACGAAAGUUCUUGCUCAUUAACGAGUACAAUUCCACGGGAUCGACGGAGCUUUUCGUAUUCUUCACGAUCAUCAGUUUCAAGUCGAUUGUCGAGGUACAUUUUGUCUGAAUCAAGUAAAUCACGUUCUCCUUCUAUUCCUCGCAGAUAUGGAUCACCUAGUUUUUUGGAAAGACGAAGAAUCACUAGGGUUACGGGAUAUAAUUCAGAAUUUGUGAUUAUGAAGGAUAUGGCUACUAAGAUUGCCGAAUUGAAGUUUGAGGCACCUUUAGCAUGUUUUGAAGAAGAAGAUACUUCAGCAAUCAAAAAUAGAAAUAUUUUUUCAGAUCAAUUAGUAGGCAUCAAUAUUGGCAACAAUUACAUUGAAAGUCCGAAUUGCAAUACAUCUAGAAUUCCUGAUAAUACAGAUACUAUUCAUGAUGGAGCAUUUAGUCCUUUCAGUGGAAGUCUUGAGGAUUUAGUUAAUACAUUUGAUGAAAAAAUAACAUCAUGUUUUAAAGAUUAUGGUACCAAUGUAGAGUCUCUGGCUCCAGUACAAGUUCGAACUCAGGAGGAAAUAAUGAAUGAGUGUCAGAUGUGGUGGACAAUAACAGGCACAUUUGGCAACAUAUUACCUAUUGACUGGAAUAAGUCUUAUGCUCGAAAGAUGCAUGUUCCGACACUAAAUUUGAAUGAUGCAAUUAAACCAUCUAAUGGAAUUGUAUUAGAGGAUCUAAGUAGUGAAGAUGAAGCUGUGGCAACAGAUUUGGAUAUGCAUGCUUUAAUUUUGUCAAGCCGUAAUGAGAAUUACAACAUAGAAGAACCAGUAAAAACAGCUGAUGAAGUUUUAAGGGAAAUUGAUGAUAUAAUGCAAGAGAGUCCAGUUGAUGAAUCAUUCCAUUCAGAAUGUUUUCUAGAAAUAAAUGAGGCACUGGAAAGAAGUAAGGAGGUUUUGUCGUCACCGCUACACGAAAAAAGAUUAGAACAAUAUUCAUCAAAACAACUAUUAGAAUUUUUAAGCGAAAUGGAUUCCUUAAUAUCUGCUUUGAGUGAAAGUUUAAUAAACGAGUUAGCUUUGAGGGAUGAACUUGAAUACGAAAAAGAAUUGAAAAAUCAAUUUAUAUCAUUGCUACUUGCAGUUCAAAAUCGUCGGAGGCAGCAUCAUGUUGCAAAAAAACGGAAUCAAUCACAGACUGGAAGUAGCCCAUUGCCACAACAAAAAUCAUUUCAUGAAUCGAAGUAUUUGACAACAGUUAUUCCUUACCAUACCGAUAAUGGUAAUUUAGAUAAUCAAGCUUUGCAAGUUCUAAUCAAAAUUUUGAAAGCGAUUAAUGAAGACAGUCCAGCAGUACCAGCCUUAUUAACAGACUACAUACUAAAAGUCCUUUGCCCAACUUAGGAAUCUUCUACUGUCAAGAAAUGCGUAAUUAUAAGCACAAGCUCAUAUAAAUACAACACUGAAUUGUCAAGAGUAAGCAUACGCACAACUACUUGCAUCCGAAUACUGUAAUAAAAAUACAAAUAAUCAUGUAUAAUCCAAAUCUAUUUAGUCUAAUCAUUGCAUACAUUAUCAGAGCUAUUGUAUGUCUAGUCUUCGUGCAAAGUAUUACCUAUAAUAAACGUUGUGAUUGUCAAAGUAGUAAUUUGUUGUAUUAUAGUUGCAAAC